AUCAUUUCUCACCAAAAAAAAAAAAACUCACAUAAAUUGUGAACGGCGGCGUUUUGCAGUGGUGAUUUUCCAAAUAUGGGUAAAAGGAAAACUUUUGUUUUAAGCCGGAAGGAGUCUAGCCGAAAACCAACGGAAAGAUUGUAUCAACCAAAGAAAUUUCGAUGGUGUAAAUUUGUGGUUAUUCCCCUGCUAAUUGGAUUUAUUUUAUUGCUGAUUCUAUCGAAUGUUGAUUUUACCGGUAACGCCUACGAUAAUACCUGGUUAUUGGUAAAGGAUAAUCGAAUAAUUUUUGCUGAGGAAACAUCUAUGGUCAAUAAAAUGAGACAACUACGCUCGACACGUGGCCUGCAAUGCAGCAGCGUAAACUGUAGCCUGACAUGCUAUGGCGGCAAUACAAAUAAUUUAUACAAAGACCUUGAACCUUUGUAUGCUAUGUGUGGUUCGGAUGUGGAAUUAUUUCUAUACGAUUGCAGUUUUCCGGGAGAUACCAUGAAGUCGACAUUUUUAGAGGGCGAUUUUCGGCUAAAGACCCUAGAGAUAGAUAACUGUGCUCUGGCCUAUAUCGAAGAGGGAGCAUUCCAACAGAAAUCUGUUAAGAAUUUAAAGCGUUUGCAUCUUCUGAAUAGUCAAUUUGUAAGAUUGCAGGAAUGGAGUUUUGAUGGUCUCGCAGGCUUGGAGGUAUUGCGCAUAAGCAAUGGAAAUUCGUAUUCAUCUUAUCCGUUCUAUGGCAAUAAUUGCCUGAAACCCUUGGCUGGAACACUGCAGAGUUUGAAGAUUUUCCAAAAAUCCAAAACAAAUUCCGAUACUUUUGAUCCUCAAAAUUGGUUUUGGGAUGGUGUUAUGCAGCAGUUGAGAGAUGUGGAUUUUAGUGACAAUUAUUUUCGCGAUGUUUUAACAGAGCAGAGCUUUAUGCGUUUGGGUCCGGUGGAGUCCUUGAAUUUAUCCAAUUGUAGUCUCGAGGCUUUGCCAGUGCGAAUGUUUGAUGGAAUGUUGGAAACUUUGAGAUAUUUGAAUUUGAGCCACAAUCAAUUGUCGGCCUUGGAUGCAGAUCUGCUGGCUAAGCUGGGGGGAGUUAAUAGCUUGGUUCUCGGUGAUAAUAAUUGGGAAUGUGGUUGUGAAAAUUAUGAUUUUUUAAAAUUAUUGCAAGAAAAAUUCUCCAACAAAAUUAUGGAUAGAGAAUAUGUGAAGUGUGCUGCGCCAAGUGAUUUAAAGGGACAGGGAAUUUUUUUCAUGACCUUGAAAUGUAAAGAAGAAGAAGUCACCACAAUUAUCACCACAACAGAGGAAGAUUUGACAACAGAAGAAGUCACCACCAUUAUCUCCACAACUGAAGAAGAGACCACAACGAUAACCUCCGUCACAGAACAAACGACAAAUGUGGCAAACACAAGUCCAGAGGUUGAACCCUCAACGCCAGAUUCUACUGAGGAUGGAAAUGUGACAACAACCACCUCAGCGACUAUAUACACAACGACAACAACAACAACCACACAAUCCCCUUUGCCACCAACGAUUGAGAGUACCACCUCCACGACUGCUGCAACACCGCCAUCUACUGUCAACAUUUGUUGUCACAACGCCUUUAACAGCGACCAACUCUAUUUGGCCCUGUUUCCUUCGCAAGGCCCCUUCACAAUUACCCCCAAUUCGCCGACAAGUGUUCGCAUCCAUGUCAACCAGUACUCGUUAAUUUUCGACAUCAUACACUUUACGAAAUACGCUCAAGAGUUACACUGGCUACGAGGACGUUCAUUGGGAUCGCAAAUUUUCGACCAUACCUUACUCGUGAACGACUUGAAAGUGGGUUCGGCCUAUUUGUUUUGCCUCAUAUCAGAAUCGACAAACAAGGUAUCACCGUUCGAUUGUAAAAGUUAUUAUGUCGCCGGGCCGGGAGAUCAUCCGGUGGAGCCGUGGAUUUGGGACGAAGACAAGGGAUGGAUAUUGUCCCUGGUUGCCUUGGGCAUAUGUCUGUUUAUAUUUUUCGGCUUAAUUGUAAGCUUUACAAUAUUACGUCUGAAGAAUCUACGCAAGGCCAAGCGUCAAUGUCAACAGAUGCAACAAGAAUGUCAGUCCGGCGAAAUGGAACGCAGGCUGUGCACCCAAUCUUCAGCAGGAAUUUCACUGGCUGAAGUACAAUUAUAUUUGAGAGAUUCCCUGGACCCACCUGCCAGAUCGUCUCACAAUAAUAAAGACCAAUAUAUAAAUCUACACAUGGAUUACUAUGAAGAGUUACAAAUCUAAG
This is a messenger RNA of Musca domestica (house fly), 2242 nucleotides long. RefSeq lists its product as uncharacterized. Bases 76 to 2241 code for a protein of 721 amino acids. NCBI's taxonomy places the organism in Eukaryota, Metazoa, Arthropoda, Insecta, Diptera, Muscidae. The transcript is spliced from 4 exons. The record is from RefSeq and is a predicted model, not a curated record. Gene Ontology annotation, molecular function: protein binding.